UAGCCCUGGUCACUCUAGCCCGUUCCGUUUCUGGCCUAUUCACCACAUCCACGCACACAACUACAACCGCAGCAUAACGCGUCGUCGUGUCGUUGGUGUCUACGUCACGUCGCUUCGAAUAUGUUUUAAUUUCCUGCAACUGCAAGGCUUCACAAUCGACACAGAAUGCUCCCUCAAUUGCAUAACAGCAGCAUUUAUGCAUGAGUGUGUGUGUGUGUGAGACCGAAACACACCACACCACGCAGCCAGGCCAACUAGAGACGGCAGUAGCAACAACAGGGGCAUCGGCUGCAUCGACCGGGAGCCACGCCACGCGGUUUUUCAAAUCACUGUAAAAUUUGCUGCAUUUAGCAGAUACCAAUAAUCCUUGGAUAUUAGUACAAAUACAGUGAAAUUGAGAGGCUAUAGGCUAUAGGCUAUAUCGGACAGGCCGCAUCAACCGCUAGAAUGUUUCGCUGCAGACUAUCGAUAGAUACUCGAUAGUCUCGACCAUCGCCACCAACAACAGUAUUCAUUCGAACAAUUUUACAUAACUACAACGCAGUCAUCGUCGUACGACUCGAGUGAUAGAGUGAUAUGGCCGUGUUCCUGAUCAACGUCUGUAAAUAUAGUGGCUGCGGCAUCACAUUUCCAAGCUUAAGCGAUCUAAUAUCACACAUCGAGGACACCCAUAUAGACUAUGAUCCUAAGGUGGUCGAACAGAAGGAGCAGGCCCAGCCUGCCUGCCUGCCCCUGAGCUACGUCCUGCGCUUCGUCACGGAGGACAAUCGCAAGGAGGCCGCCACUUUCCUGGCCAACAACACCGCCCCACCUGCCACCAAUAGCGGCAGCAAUUCCGGCAGCCACGGCAGUGGCAAUGUGGAGCUCAAGCGAAAGCUGGCCAUCAAGCACCACAGCUACAGCAUGUCGUCGUCCAAUCGCAGCACCACGCCCACAGGCAGUGAAAUGGACGAGGAUGAAAUGGUUGUCACGGAGUCCGAGGACAGCAAUGAUUCCUGGACCACCGAGGAGUUUAGCUCCGAGUUUAUCAUGCGCUAUGGCAGCAGGCAUUCCGGUGGCGGAAGCAAUGGCACGCCUGGCAAUGAGAAACCCUUCGCCUGCCCUGUGCCCGGAUGCAAAAAGCGCUACAAAAACGUCAACGGCAUCAAGUACCAUUCGAAGAAUGGCCACAAAAAGGACGGAAGAGUGCGAAAGGGCUACAAAUGCCACUGCGGGAAAAGCUACAAAACGGCGCAGGGCCUGAAAAACCAUGCCCUUCACACCCACAAUGCGCAGCCCGAGAGCGUUCUGACCACCCAGCAGGUGGCCAAUGCUGCGGCUGCCGCCGCAUCUUCUUCCGUGAGUGGUGGCAGCACCAACAGCAGCUCCAAUCCCACUCCGCCCGCCAUCCAGCGCAGCAACUCUCCAUCGCAGUCGCUUGGCUCGCUGAGCCCGUCGAGCAUUAGCAACAUGUCGAGCAGCGCCAGCAGCUGUCAUGGAGGCAGCAGUCUGUCCAACAACAACAACAACAACAACGGCACCAGCAGCAGCAGCCAGAACACUGCCAUCGUUGGGGGUGGCAAUAUGCUGCAGCAGCUCAGCACUGGGAACGUGGUCACCCUGACCAAUCUUCCAUCUCAGCAGCAGCAGCAACAGCAACACCAGCCGCAUCCACAGCAGCAGCAGCAGCAUCAGAACCACCACCAGAAUGGCGGCACAGCAACAGAAACCUCUUACUCCUGCUCUUCAUACAACCACAAAAGCACCAACAGCAACCACCUCCACACGACCAGCGAAGGCCCCAAGCCCAGUGUCAGUGCCAGUGCCGCUAUGGUUAUUGCCGCAACCACUGCCGCCAAGAGGCCCACAGCAGCCGCUUCCUUCAGGCCAUCGACAGCCCCCAGCAGCGACACCACUUACUCCAGCUCUUCAUACAACCACAAGAGCACCAACAGCAACCACCUCCACACGACCAGCGAAGGCCCCAAGCCCAGUGCCAGUGCCGCUAUGGUUAUUGCCGCUGCCACUGCCGCCAAGAGGCCCACAGCAGCCGCUUCUCUCAGGCCAUCGGCAGCCCCCAGCAGCGCCACCUCCAGCCGGAGCAGUAGCAGCAGUGGAAGUGGAAGCAGGAGUGGGAUGACGCCCAUGCAGAUCUCGCCCACCUUUAUUGAGCACAAGUAUUCGUCAAUAGACAUCAAAGAGAAGUUCUUGUCCACCCUGCGAGCGGCCACGGCCGACAGCGUUGCCUCGUCGGCCUCGGCGUCGGCGUCUCCCAAGGCGCCCGAUGUGGCGGCACCUGUGGGAGCAGGCGGUGGCCUGCGGGGCGUUGCUGUGGGCCAAAUGUGCGCGCUGCAGAACGAGCACAUACAUCAAAAUCUCUUCAAGAAAACCAUAAAUUGAGAUGCUGGAGUGCGGAGAGCGGAGGGCGGGACUAAGCUGAGCGCCGCGUAGAGUUGGCUGUGAUGAAGUAGUAACUAAAAACUGACUAACAAACCGAACCGAACCGAAUGGAACGAAUGGCAGAGCAAGAGGAUUCGUCAAUGAGGUCGAUGAGGAAGUUGAGGUGGAGGACCAAGACAUGGAGGAUGCAGAAGUAGAGAUAGAGGGAGAGUGAGAGAAAUUAUUAUGAAUGCUGCACCGCAAACAAAAUCAUAAGAAAACGUUUCCACUUGGCAAAGAAAACAAAAAGGAAAGAGCCCACAAAUACGAGAGUAUCUUUAAAACGAAAGAAAAUUCCAUGCUUUUCGCAGAUAAACACACACACACAAAUUACACUAAUCUCAAAAAUAUUAACAAGGAAAUUGUACAUAAAAUUGGCCACCUAAGAAAUGCUUCUUCUAAACUGCAUUAGAAAAUUCUUACAAAAAAGUUCUUACAACAAAGAAAAGAAAAAAAAAAUUGAGAAUUGUACACACAAAAUUUAGAAAAUACAUUUGAAGAUCCUUCUUCAACUAGUCAUUAUUGUAGUUAAAUUAAUUCUUUGAUUUCAUGCAUGCAUCAAGAACCUAAAAACACGACAAAAAACAACAAAAAAAAAACAAUGCGCACCAACUGUCUGGGAAAAAGAAUCCUCUGAACUACAUGAAGGAAUAGAUCUAAGAGGAGGGCCAGAGCGUGAGAGUGUUGGCCCAUACCAUCUAGUUUUACCAAUUGGCUAACGAAUACCGUCGCUUACUAGGAAAAUUCCACAUCGCGAAGCCUUGAACUUGCCAAGAUCCUUGUGACUCUUUGUGCGAGCCAAUGGAACGAUUCAAGAUGGAGAAUGUCGAAUAUUUCAAACAGAAAUUAGUUAGCUACAAAUUUAGGGGAACCCAACGAGCCCACGAGCCACCACGCGUCUGGUGAUGGCAACCGUUUCCGCUUAGGAGCCACAAUAACUCUACAGUAGUUAUAGUAUUAUAAUUAUAGAUAACGCUAUGGAUUCUUAUACGAUUAUAUAUAUAUGUGUGUGUGUGUGUAAAGAUUGUAGAUGUAUACCUAAUUUAUAAAUUAUAAUUGUAGCUUUUUGUGAGUGCGUUUCCGUGCAUGUAUUGUAAUUGUAAUUGUAAUUCUUGUAUAGCUAUAGAUUUUGAACGUCCCUACAAUAGAUCUACGAUAUAUACGAUUAUAUAACGAUAUAUGUGUGUGCGCGUGAAAUAUAUGUAUAUUGUAACGUCGAUUUGAUGUGAAUUAUUUCAUUGUCAAGCGGCGGAGGAGGAGGAGAAGAAGUAUUGCAUGCAUGCCGCAAAAAUUCAAUCGAACUUCCUAGCCUGUGCAUCGGGCAUCCCUAAGAACUCAAAACAGAUCAAAAAAAAAAA
Drosophila miranda is the source of this 3776-nucleotide messenger RNA. RefSeq names its product alpha-protein kinase 1. Gene Ontology annotation, cellular component: nucleus. Lineage: Eukaryota; Metazoa; Arthropoda; Insecta; Diptera; Drosophilidae. The transcript has 7 exons. The record is from RefSeq and is a predicted model, not a curated record. Bases 577 to 2379 code for a protein of 600 amino acids.